AGUAUAGGGCCCCACUGCUAAGUUCCUCACAGUAUAUAAGCCCUCUCAACCCUCAUUCACCAAAACUCACCAUCCAUCUUCAGCUAACAAUUCUCUUCAGUUUCAAUUACACUUUGUAUAUCUCAACUCUGCAACUCGAUCGCUUUUCUGAUCUUUCGUCUUCUAGAAAAUGAGCCGGGAAGGGGAUUGGAUGUGUGCUGCAUGCCAACACCUUAACUUCAAGAAGCGCGAUGCAUGCCAACGAUGCAGCUGCCCGAAGUAUGCCUCCGCGUCUGAUGUGGCCUUAUACGGGCUAAAUAAAUCGGAAGUGUUGGCUGGGGACUGGUAUUGCACCGGCAUGAACUGCGGGGUUCACAACUAUGCGAGCCGAACGACUUGCUUCAGAUGUGGCGCCUCGAAAGUGGAUUAUUAUGGCUAUGCUGCUGCAGCAUAUGAUGCAAAUGCUGUUCCUGGUUGGAAAUCUGGUGACUGGAUAUGCAACAGAUAUGGAUGUGGUACUCACAACUAUGCCAGUAGAACAGAAUGCUACAAAUGCAAGACGCCUCGGGAUUACGCACAAGACCUGUGAUGAGAAAGUGAGUCAAGGAAGAGAUCAGAACAGCAUUCUAUUCCCAGUUCAUAUCCAAGAAUUGCUGUUUCUUUAGUUCUUAUUACCACUCUCUGUGUUUUCUUAGUCCAAUAAUUAAUAUUAUCCAAUUUUCAUUAGCAUUGCUCUUUGGUUAGCCACAAUGGGUUUCUAACUUCAUUUUUGUAUGAUGCAAGUGUUCAUACAUAUAUAUGAAUGAAAUCCCAUCAUAUUUUCCAUCUCUUUC
Messenger RNA from Ipomoea nil (Japanese morning glory), 812 nucleotides. RefSeq lists its product as uncharacterized. NCBI's taxonomy places the organism in Eukaryota, Viridiplantae, Streptophyta, Magnoliopsida, Solanales, Convolvulaceae. Gene Ontology annotation, cellular component: cytoplasm. The transcript is spliced from 4 exons. Bases 170 to 568 code for a protein of 132 amino acids. Gene Ontology annotation, molecular function: mRNA binding. The record is from RefSeq and is a predicted model, not a curated record.